This is a messenger RNA of Fusarium odoratissimum NRRL 54006, 875 nucleotides long. RefSeq lists its product as uncharacterized. The record is from RefSeq and is a predicted model, not a curated record. Bases 1 to 579 code for a protein of 192 amino acids. The transcript has a single exon. Lineage: Eukaryota; Fungi; Ascomycota; Sordariomycetes; Hypocreales; Nectriaceae. Gene Ontology annotation, molecular function: hydrolase activity.
AUGCCGUAUCUGCUGCAAUUGAGCGUUGAACUUCAGGCCCGGGGGUUCAAAGCUGACAUGUUUGUCGCGGAGUACGACCUCGCCCCAGAGUAUCCCUACCCAGGUGCUCUUAGGCAGGUCGUCUCAGCAUAUCGAUACAUCGCCAGUCGGAAUAGACCCAUCAUCCUGGCUGGUGACUCAGCCGGGGGCAAUCUCUGUCUUGGACUACUUCGACACUUGGUCAAGCCCCACCCGAGUAUUCCACCACUGACUGAGACUCAGGGGGAAACGGGAAGUGUCGUGGCAUCUUGCCUGAACAGUCCGUGGGUCAAUCUGCAAAACAAUGGGGAAUCAUAUCGGCAGAACGCGAACCAGGAUUGUCUCGACAAGGGCGCUCUCGACCGUUGGCGGAAGGCAUAUCUAGAUGGGAAGCCCUUGGAUGAGUACGCGAAUCCUAUCGAUUGCUUAGAUGGGUGGAAGGAGGUUCUGCCCCAGAACACGCUCUUGGUAGCCGGCGACCUCGAGCUCUUUGUCGCCGACAUACAAAAGCUGGCUCAGAAUGUCCUCAAAUUAAGUCUUCCCACCCUGCGUCUUCGGUGACUUUGAAACUGACCAUUAUAGCAGAGCGGCUAUAAUGGCCUUGAAAUGCACGUCGAGCCUAAGAAAGGGCAUGUCUGGAGUCUGGUUGACUUUGGUGGUACACAGCCUGGGCUACCAGCGGCUCGGGGUGGACAAGAGGAAGCUCACGCGUAUUCCGGCAUUCACUUACAGGCUGACUGGAUAGUUGACCGAUGUGGAGUCUGAGAUGAGGAAGACAGUCUACUUUUUGUUUGUUUAUUGGAAUCGUGUGUAUUUUGAACAACGUUGUGCAACAAUCGAUACGAAUUAAGCAUUGA